Molecule: messenger RNA, 2418 nt
Organism: Drosophila montana
Lineage: Eukaryota; Metazoa; Arthropoda; Insecta; Diptera; Drosophilidae
Product: myosin-G heavy chain
Exons: 3
Coding region: 466-2187 (573 amino acids)
Source: RefSeq, a predicted model, not a curated record
GUUGCUGCUCGUGCCUCAAACCCGCUGCGUCGCGCUUCGAACCACGUCUCUUGGCCAGAAAAUGCCGCUGCUGUGGCCCAGCUUGGCCUAGACCCGUUCAUCGAUACAUUUUCAUUUCAACAUUUUCAAUUGCUGGCUCCGCAGAUUUUGGCAUUUUUUAAUUAUCUUAGCCAUGGCUAUGCAAAUGUCACAGCCGCCGAACGGAAAUUAAAGAAAAAAAAACCAACAAACAAAAAUAUAACAAAAUAACAAAAAGUUGCAUAGACACCGCGGCACAAGGCAAUCAUUAUGUGAACCAACCCGUGGAACUGUCAGCGUUGAGGAGCAGACUUAGCCAGGCAGCAGCAGCAGCAGGAGCAGCCGCCGCAGUCGCAGCCGCAGGUGCCACCGGCAGCCAAGCAUAGUAGUUGAGUAGAAGGAAGAAGAAGAAGAAGAGCAAGCAGGGCACAACUAGCUGGACAGGAAAUGCUGAAGCACGCCUCGAAUGCGAGCAGUGCAACUGCCGCGGCGCCCGUCAACGGCCAGCUGCUGCGCACGGCCAACGGCAACGGCAGCAGCAGCAACAACAGCAAUUGCAACACCAACAACAACAACAACCACAAUAGCAGCAGCAGCAGCAGCAGCAAUCCACCCUCAGCGUCGGCGGCAACAACAACAACCACAAACGCCACCAGCCCCGUGCCAGGCGCAGUCGCAGCCGCAGCGGCAGUAACAGCCGCAGCAGCAGCGGCGGCGGCAGCAGCGGCGGCAGCAGCAACGGCGGCGGGCGCAUCACCAACACCGGCAGCAGCUGCCGUGGCGAGCACAGCACGCAAUAUACACCUGCGACCGCCGCAGCCGCUCAAUAUAUCCGCGCUGAAUGCGUCCGCGUGCAGCGGAACGCUGCUGAACGGUGCGGUGCGGGGGGGUGUUGGCAAUGGGUCGACGCUGCUGAAUAUUGCAACGGCGCCAAUGAAGCCGUUAACGCCGCUGACGCCCAACGGCAAUUGCAAUGGGAACAGUCUGCAUCAUCACACCUACACGAAUCAGCAUAUGCUGGCCAGCAGCAGCAGCAGCAGCGGCCAUCAGCAGCAACAGCAGCAGCAGCAGCAGUCGCAACACCUGCCCCAGCAUCCACUGCACAACAACAACAACAACAACAACAAUAUUAACAAUAUCAGCAACAACAACAUGCAUAAUUAUAGCCACUGCAACAAUUUGGGCAUUAAUCCAAAUUCUGUGCUGCAGGCGAGUGUCAAGCCCACAAAACAUGGCCCAGGACCGCGCGAAGUGUUGACCAGUCUGGGUCUGCUCUGUUUGGUUUCCCUGUUGUUGGCGCUGCUCUCGCUGAUCUUUCUGCUAAAGAUCUCGCCGAAUAGCCGCGAGGAUGCGCUAACGCGCAGCAUCAGCAGCGAGGAUUUCAUCAUUGUGUAUGAUGUGACUCUGGCGCUAUGCGCCCUGUCGCUCUCCCUGAAUCUCUGCUGCCUGCUCGUUUGCGCCAUACAAUUCCUGUUUGCCGUCAAGCUGUUGCGCUCACCCAUGUUCGAUGGCCGGGACAACAAGUACUUGGAAAAGUCGAGUGCGAGUCGCACGUGCGCUGUCAGCGGCUUUUUCAUCUCCAUACCCGUAUUUCUUACCGGCAUCAUUUUGUACACGUUCAAUCAUUUUCAUUCGACGCCGGCGAUCAUCACGAGCGUCCUCAUCGGCGUGGGCAUUGUCUUCUGCGGCGGCGCCAUGGUUCACAACGUGUUCGUGUGGCAAAAGGAGAAGACAAUCAGCUAUCGGAGUCCGCCGGUGCCGCUAAACAUGUCGCUGCUAUCAACGGCGACGCAGUUGCCGCCCGUUCAGCUAUUUAACAAUGCCGGCUGCCAGCCGGUGAUGCCGCUUUAUGGACAACAGAAUCAUUCCAUGCUGCAGCAUCAUCAUCCCACAUCGGUGACGCCCGUCUCGCCCAAUCAUUCGCAUGGCAGCUUCAACCCGCUGCUGUGCGCCGCCAAUAAUAAUGGUAUCGGUGGCAUCAUCAAUUCGCCGUUCCUGGUGCGCCCGGCGACGGCGACGCCGCCAACACCCAAACCGAUUGCCAUUGCUGCCAAUGGUAGCUGCCUGAUGGGACGCGAGGCUAGCGGGUCGGUCAGUCCAGGCAUACCGCCCACGCUGGACAUGAGCAACAUAACCAUUUCGCUGCAUGAGCUGUCCACGUUGGUCUAGACCACCCAAAACCAUGCCAGUCCCAGUGCCCCCACUAAUACAAAUAAGCAAUAAGCAUAGCCGUUAAAUUUAAAUAUGUAGGAAUCUGUGUAGUUUUAGACGACAUCCACCGUAAAGUGUUUAGCUUUAAUGAUGUCCCACUUGCCGCCCCGUUGCCGUUUAUGUUUUAAACAGUUGUAUAUAUUUGUAUAUAGCUAUAAAGAAUUCGAAUACAUAUUUAAUAUAUUUAAA